AGGUGGUUGAUGGCAGUGGCAGCGACCCACGUGAUGACGUCAUGGUCACGUGGUACCAAUGGAGAACAUGCAGGCGGAGCUCACGGCCUUGUAGAGAGAGUGGAAGGAUAUUGUGUCUGAUCAUUCCUACACGACUGGGAGCGUGGAUGGAAGCACAAGAUUUUGGAUGCAUUCAUCUGGAAGAUCUGUAUCAUGGAGAGUAAUGAUUCUGAUGCUGCUAGUUUGUGUAAACCAAAAUCUGGUGACUCUCAAUGUAGUAUUAGAUCAGCUGAUGCCACUGAGGAUCCUGACUCUGAGCAACUAAAUGCCACAGAAAAGUUUUCAGACAGUCUUUUGACAAAUGCCCAGAAUAAUGACACUGCAGAUUGUUCAGACAAACAGGCUCAUAAUGACAGGUCUCAUGUUGACAGCAACACAAAAUGUGAAGAAAAAGCAUCACCUGGAACUGAAAUACCCAAAUCUAUCUUUCAUUUGAGUGCUAAUAUGAAGAAAGAUUUAUCAAUGCUUGCCUAUCCCUCAAAAACUCAUGCUCGAAAGAAAGCUGUUAUUUCCUCUCGGAUAACACCAAAUUCUAGAAUCACUAUUGCUGAAGCUUUGGAGAAAGCAGAGGAUGCAAGAAAAAGUAUGUCCAGUUUGCAUAAGUCUUCAAAUAAAGUAGAUAAUCUAGAAGGUAAUAUCUCCAACUUGCCAAGCCAGGAUGAUUCCACUGAUAAAAUUGUGGACACAGCAGAUAAAGAAUCUCAGGAUGUAGUGCAGACCUUAGCACACAGUGCCACUGCCCAAGGCAAAGAAAAAAUUAACUUAGAUUCGGCAGUGGCUGGUCAGAGUGUUACAGAUAGCAGUCCUCCUAAUGACGCAGCUGAAGAAGCUGCCCCAUGCUCUGAAGGUAAAACAGAGUCAGUGGGAGGUAAGGCCAAGCCUCCCGGCACCUCUCGAGUACAGAUGACCCGAAGAAUGUUGGCCGUCCUAAAGUUUACCUUCGAUCAUGAACAUUUUCCAUCGUCUGUCCACAUGGCCCGGCUGGCUAAAAUGAUGGGAUUGCCGUGGUCACAAGUUCGAAAUUGGUUCACUGAUCGACGCGUGGAGAAUAAGAAAGCUGGAAUAUACCCAAGAGACAAACCACUCCUACACUGCACUUACUGUGCUGUUACCCUGGAGACAGAAGCAGACCAGAAGGGCCACCUGUUCUCUACACAGCAUGUCAGAACAAUCCUUGGAGAAGAGUAUUGUGGUGUUAAUUCAUUUUCAGGAGGUACUCCAGAAUCCAUCAAAUGGAAGAAGUUGCCAAAAACUGUAAAUGCUGUCAGCAAGAUGUCAGGUGCCAGAAUCCUUGCUGUUGGGUUCAGUGCUGAGGAUUCAAAGAAGAAAGACGUAAAGAGUUCAUCAGAGAAGAAAGUGGAGCCAGUAGUGGAAGGAGUUUCUCAUUCAAAGGAACUCAAGAAAUUGUGGACUGAAGCCAUGCUACUUCCAGAAGAAAAGGAACCACCACUUGUAGAGUGGAAUUCUGUUAGAUUCAACCAGGAAAACAACUCAGACAAUAAGUGUGAGUCUUUCAAACAAGAAGGGAAAGACAUGACUCAUUUAAAUUUGCCAACUCCAGAAGAAAAGGAAAAAGUCAUUAAGCUCAAAAAUCUAGAAAAUAUGUGUGCAAAACAAGUAGUUAGUAACAAGGUUGGAUUGGUUUCUAGUAAUGUCAGUGAUAUGACACCUUGCAGUACAAGUGUUAACACACUUGUAACAGCAAAGAAUUCUACCUUAACCAGUGAUGUGGUGGUAAACAUUACUAAUUAUUCUUGUCCUGUGACUACAAGUAUCAUUUCUGAAGGAAUGUUCAGACACCCAAACACUGAGAGGAGUCAAAGCAGUGAUGAUGUAUCUGUAAUAUCGGAAGUGAAAACCUCAAGAAAAAUGACAAACUUUGGGAAAAAAAUCAGGCUGGGUGGCAUGAUGACUGAAUCUCCCAUAGAAGCUCAGAGGCUCUCCACAGCAUCUAUAGAAGCUCCAAAAAAAGCACCUAAAUCAACAUUUCCUUAUAGGAAGCUCAAGAGUAAACAGAAAAAAUUUUCAUGGACAAACAGCAUCAGCCAGGAAAAACUUACCCAACCAUCCACAUUUGCUUCCCAGUUAAUGCAAGAUGCUGAACUGAAGCAGGAACAUGAAUCUGAUGAGUCAUGGAGUCACAUGAAUAAUAUUACAUUGUACAGAGCAGAUGGCACUGAUGCACCAGAAAAGUGCGAGUUGGCAGUCGUGAAUGCAAAUCAGCAGCCUAUAGCCAUCACUCAGAGUCCUGCAACAUACAGAUCAUAUUUGCCUAAAAGUUCUCAGUUCAUACAGAAAAGUAGUUCUGUGAAAUAUCAGCCACAGAUUGGAAAAUCAGGAAUAAGACAAGCAGUAUAUAAGAUGCCCAGGUCUAUUGAUAAAAGGAGACUAAAACUUCAAAAUGAACUACUUGCCCUAGCCCCAAGGGACACCAGGGCAAAAAUAUCUGUUCAUGAGGGGAAUCUCAUUGUUGGUUAUCAAUGCCCUAAAUGCAGUAAAAUAUUCCAGACAGAGUGGCUAAUGAUGAAGCACAGUGUCACUCACUUCAAAUAUCACUGUGAUAUAUGUUACCAGGUUUAUCCGGAUGAAAAUAUGAUGAAGAUUCAUCUGCUUGAUCACCUAAGUGGGGCAUAUGAAGACGAAAAAUAUUACUGCCAGUUCUCAUGCAAGGUAUGCCACAGUCUUAAAUGUGGGUGUUUUGAGCCAACAUACUGCAAACCCAAAGACUUGCCAAGAGUAUUUUUCAGGCCACAGAAGGCUAAAAGAUCAAAGAGAAGUUUCACCAGCAAGCUGAACACUGGGCCAAAUGAUCAUUUGAAAAUUAGUAUGUCCGCUUAUAAAAAAAUGAUGGUAUCUGGAAGUGUAGGACUUCCUAGUAAAGAAAUAGCAGGAACUUCAACCUCUUCAAAACCUACACAUGCAGAGCUCACACAAAACUUGACUCUGCCCCCAAAUGCUCCCAAGUCAGCUGCACCAAGUGAUUCUCAGAAACCAAACUUAGUCUUUAAAGAAACUAAGGUGCCCAACACCUUGGCAGAAGCCCAAAAGCCUCUUCAUAUUGAAAGAGAUCAAGAAUAUGUGACCAUUAAAGUGGAAACUAAUGAUACAAGCUUACCAAAAGAAACAGGCAUCGGUGCUUCUCUCGGUGUAUCUGGUGUGCAAUUAGAAGUCAGACCUAACAACAAUGCAUUGGAAGAAAAAGACAUUGCAAAGGAGAAACGGUUGAAUUGGAAUGAAGUUAGAACAAAAUUUACAUUCAAGUCUAAAAGUCAUGCAAACUCACAGCUCUCAGGUAUUUCCAAAUCAACAGAGGCAGGAGAUGAAAAGGCAGCUAAAAGAGUUGUUGGUCGAAAAAGAGCAAGUAAGUUUUCCAAAAAUUUUGCUUAUGAGGAUACAGUCUUCUACCAAAUGUGUGAAAUUUGUGAUGCAAGCUUUUCAACCAAAAGUGAAUUAAGUGAACACAUGUUCCUUCACCGCCUUAAGUCUCGCAGUCGUCGGGGAGAAAAAAGGAAUCUUUCUAGUGAUCCAAAAGAAACAGAAUCUCCCAAAAAGAUUAAAGUAUAUAGCCUAGAGGACCAAGCCAGCACUGAGACUGUUACUGAAGGUCCUGAUAAUUGUACUUGUGAAUUAUGCAAAGUUACUUUUACAACUACAGCAGAUUACCGUGCACACAAGAUUCUAGCUCACAAGGAACCAAAGCCUGACAGUGUUCCACAGAGUAUUGAGGUUUAUCGCUGUAAAUACUGUGAAAAAGUUUAUCGCAGAAGGAGAGAACUCAAGAGGCACCUGAAGCGUGACUGUACUGCUGCCCCAGCGUCUCUUAGGGGAAUGUUAUCAGGUCUUUCUUAUUCAGGAAAUGUAAUAGAAGAUGCACAUUAUACCACAUUAAAGAUUGACUUUGAUGAUAAGCCAGAUACACCACCAAAGUCUAGUGGGAAGGGCAUGAAAGGUCCUAUUGUCUGCAAGUAUUGCACAGCAGUCACAAAGAGAGAAGCCGAGAUGAAGCGACACAUUUGGAAGUUCUGUCUAAAGGUACCUGUCGAGGUAGUGAAGAAAUUCAUGGAUGGUGCUUCACUCAAAGAGCUUGGAUUCAAGUGCGUGAAGGAUGGUGAAGCAUCUGCAGAAAACAUAGACAUGGAAGAGUCAAACAAUACAAAUAUGGAGAUUCCUGAAGCACUAAGAUCCUUAGAUGAAACAGCCAGUACUCUUCAUUCAUCCUUCAGUAAAGGCUUAAGUCCUAAGAAAACUUCUCCAGACAAUACAAAAAUACCACCUGUAAAAGCAAAUAUUUUAGAAGAAUUAAACUCUGCAAUUAAGUCUUUACAUGAGAAAAUGGAAACAUCAUCUGUUCAACCAGAACCAUCAGGAAACCAUAACAUUAGCAAGAUUCAUCUUGAAGAUUCAAAGAAAACAUACGCAAAGCCUGAAGCUAAUGCAAAACAAGGUCCGAUUAAACAUCUCCCUAAAAGAACAAAGAUGCAACCUCCCUCUACUGUGGGUGAUACAGGAGAGUCUUCAACCUCUGCCAGCCCACUAGUUACCUCAGUCAUGCAAUUCCCUAUUGUCUUGCCUGUAAUGGCAGCUUCAGCCAAAUCAAAAAGACCACUAGUAUGUGGUUAUUGUGGUAUAUGGUAUUUCCGAGAGAUGGCCAUUUUGAAGCACAUGAAGGAGCGAUGCAUCAAAAUACCAGAGCUUGAAAAGGAACUUUUGAAAAACAAUUCUGUCCUAUGUAAUGUAACCCAGAGAGGUGGCAUUGCUUCAGAGAAUGGAGCUGUUUACAAGAUGGUGAAAGUACCAGAACACUUGCAAAAUACACCAGUCCCAAUGCCAAAGGAUGUUUCCAAUGAAGAUAUCAAGGAAUUAAAUGCAAACAUUAAAGCAUUUAAACAAAAUACACCAGCAAAACCAACAGAUGCUAAAGUAGCUAAUGUGCAAGACAGUCUGUCUUCAUCAUCCACAGUAGUCAAAGAACAGGGCAGUCUAUCAUCAUCUACAGAGGGUAAAAAACAGGACAGGCUGUCAUCAUCACCUGCAGAAGUCAAAGAACAGGACACUCUGUCACCAUCACCAAUUAAAGUCAAAGAACAAAACAGUUCAUCCUCAUCAUCCAGAAAAGUUAAAGAACAGGACAGUCUGUCACCAUCACUUAGAAAAGCUAAAGCAGAAGACAGUUCAUCAUCACCUAGAAAAGUUAAAGAACAGGACAGUCCGUCACCAUCACCUAAGAAAGUUAAAGAACAAGAUAGUUCAUCCUCAUCACCUAGAAAAGCCAAAGAGCAGGACAGUCUGUCAUCACCUAGAAAAGCCAAAGAGCAGGACAGUCUGUCAUCACCUAGAAAAGUUAAAGAACAAGACAGUUCAUCCUCAUCACCUAGAAGAGUCAAAGAACAGGACAGUCUCUCAUCACUUAGAAAAGUCAGAAAACAAAACAAUCUGCCUUCAUCACAUACAAAAGUCAACAAAAAAGACAGUCUGUCAUCAUCUAGAAAAGUUAAAGAGCAAGACAGUUCAUCUUCAUCACUUAGAAAAAUUGAAGAACAGGACAAUCCGUCACCAUCACCUACAAAAGUCAGGGAACAGAACAGUCUGUCUUCAUCACGUACAAAAGUCAACAAAAAAGACAGUCUGUCAUCAUCUAGAGUAGUCAAAGAACAGGACAGUCCUUCCUUAUCACCUAAGAUCAAGGAACAAGACAGUUCAUCACCUUCUAAAGUCAAAGGCCAAGACAGUCCACCCUCAUCACCCACUAAAGUCAAAGAACAAGACAGUCUAUCUUCAUCACCUUCAGUCGUCAAAGACCAAGACACUCCAUCCUUAUCACCCACUAAAGUCAAAGAGCAAGACACUCCAUCCUCAUCACCCACUAAAGUCAAAGAUCAAGACAGUCCAUCCUCCUCACCCACAGUAGCUAGUGAGCAAGACAGUCUGUCCUCAUCAUCUGCCUCUCCAGUGAAAGUGAACAAGACCACAACCACUAAAAGGGGGUCUAGAUGUCGUCGAUGUCACGAACACUUCAACUCACAAGAAGCUGUUCUUGCACAUAGCAGUGUGCACCAUGGGCCAAAGAAAGGGUUUUAUAAAUGCAAGCUCUGCCAUGCUAGACUGGCAAAAUACAAGCAGUUAAGAGAACAUGUUUGGGAACACACUGAUGAGAAUCCUUAUCGAUGUCAUCUGUGUGGAGUGAAAUACAGAUCCAGUGAUGCCCUCGUGGACCACCUUCACACUAUACAUCAGUUCACCUCCAUCUAUGAAAAGAACUUGUACAAGUGGUUACCAGGCCGUCAUGGGAGAUACAGGGAGAUAAAGACAAAAAACAGCAGUUGUGAAGAAAAUCUAGAUGAUAUGGAUACUACUUUAGACAGUCUGGCAGAAGUCAUGGUCAUUACAGACAAAGACAUUUGUUCAAAGACAGCCAUUGGGCAAGCCAAAGCCAGUAAAAGUCAUGAGAUGAAUGAGCAGUCAGUUGACAGUGAUAGCAUGCAGGAAGAAAGAAAAUCUCUAUUAAAGGACUCCAAAUCUAGUGCAGAUAAUGCACUGGAUAAUAACAAACCACAGAAUAAGAAAAUGCCAUCCAAUUCAAGUAUUAAAAUCAGCACAGAUAGUAAUGUGAGUAGUAAUGAAGGAGGAAAGGAGGCUGGGAAUGUAAACAAAGACAAAUCGUCCAUGGGAGACCAGAAUACAUUAGAAAAGAGUGUGGAAAAGAUCACUCGUGGUAGUCAAAGUGUAAAAAAUGCAGCCGCACUGAAAGAGAGCAAGGAUAAAGGAAGGACUCCUCAGUCAAAUGAUCUCUCAAAGAGCAAAAGUGAGAGUCGUGUUAAAGAGCAAAAUAAAAUUGAUGCCAAGAUUGGAGGUAAAGUUCCUGAGAAGAAUCCUCAAUCUAGCCAAGAGGAUGACUUCACUGGGGAAGGGUUCUUACCACAUAUAGGAAACCUUGACAGUGUGGUGGAAACAGUUCAUUUGACAGACGAACAUUUAUCAUGAUGCAUACAAUUCAGAUUGACUUGUAAUAGUAGAAACACUUGACAAACACUUAUGAUGCAUACAAAAGGUUUAAUAUGUCAUAAAAGGAAAGUUAAGGUGUACAUUUUUUAUUACUGUUGCAUCCAAUGAGUGCUCCUUACCUUUGCUACUGUCUCAUGCAAACUACAUGGAGGAACAAUAGUAAUGCAUUAACUUCUGCAAUCUAUAUGUGCCAUUGUGUGAUGUCACAAGUUUUCUGAACACAUCAGGGAUACAUCCACCUCUUGGUUUGUGAUACCUAUGUUAUAUAAGCAUUAAGAAUUUUGUAUGUGAUGUAAUAGACUUAAGUACAAAUAAAUAAUAUCAGGAAUA
This is a messenger RNA of Eriocheir sinensis (Chinese mitten crab), 7371 nucleotides long. RefSeq names its product zinc finger homeobox protein 3-like. Gene Ontology annotation, cellular component: nucleus. The transcript has 5 exons. NCBI's taxonomy places the organism in Eukaryota, Metazoa, Arthropoda, Malacostraca, Decapoda, Varunidae. The coding region runs from base 193 to 7020 and encodes 2275 amino acids. The record is from RefSeq and is a predicted model, not a curated record. Gene Ontology annotation, biological process: regulation of DNA-templated transcription. Gene Ontology annotation, molecular function: DNA binding; DNA-binding transcription factor activity, RNA polymerase II-specific.